Molecule: messenger RNA, 2087 nt
Organism: Pseudoliparis swirei
Lineage: Eukaryota; Metazoa; Chordata; Actinopteri; Perciformes; Liparidae
Gene: dennd1a
Product: DENN/MADD domain containing 1A
Exons: 21
Coding region: 179-1885 (568 amino acids)
Biological process (GO): endocytic recycling; endocytosis
Cellular component (GO): cytosol; clathrin-coated vesicle
Molecular function (GO): guanyl-nucleotide exchange factor activity; phosphatidylinositol phosphate binding
Source: RefSeq, a predicted model, not a curated record
AUUUCCUGGCACGUGACCAAAUGAACUACAAGCCCCAGAAUGCCUUGCGGCGCAGAGCGUGACCUAUGCGCGUGCAGUAACGGACCAUGGCGCCGCACAGCCGCUGUGUGACAGGUUAGCAUCCACAACACGGCACCGCCGGGACCAGACGCGUCCGGGACCGCGACCAGAACCGAGGAUGGGGUCCCGAAUCAAGGAGAGGCCCGAGUCGACCUUCGAGGUGUACCUGGAGGUCGCCCAUCCCGGCUCGCCCAGCGCAGGGCCGGAGGUGAGGAGGCAGUUCCCUGAAGACUACACAGACCAGGAGACUCUUCAGACUGUUCCCAGGUUCUGCUUCCCCUUCAACAUGGACAGCCUGACGGUGAACCAAGUGGGUCAGAACUUCACCUUCGUGUUGACCGACAUCGAGAGCAAGCAGAGAUUUGGCUUCUGUCGCCUCUCCUCAGGCGCCCACACCUGCUACUGCAUUGUCAGCUACCUGCCCUGGUUCGAGGUUUUCUACAAGCUACUUAAUAUUCUCGCUGAUUACACCAUCAAAGGCCAGGAGAGCCAAUGGCAGGAGUUCCUGGUGUCCCUCCACACACUCCCCAUCCCGGAGCCGGGGGUCCCCGUUCAUCUGGGUAUGCAUUCCUUCUUCACGGUGCCCGACACCAGGGAGCUGCCCAGCAUCCCUGAGAGCAGGAACCUCACCGAGUACUUCGUAGCGGUGGACGUGAACAACAUGCUGCACCUGUACGCCAGCAUGCUCUACGAGCGCAGGGUCCUCAUCUGCUGCAGCAAGCUGAGCACCCUGACGGCGUGUGUCCACGGCUCCACCACCAUGUUGUUCCCCAUGCACUGGCAGCACGUGUACAUACCUGUGCUGCCUCAGCACCUCCUGGACUACUGCUGCGCCCCAAUGCCGUACCUCAUCGGAGUGCACUCCAGUCUGAUGGAGAAGGUGCGGGCGAUGGCUCUGGACGACGUGGUGGUCCUGAACGUGGACACCAACACGCUGGAGACGCCGUACGACGACCUGCAGAGCCUGCCCAGCGACGUGGUCUCGUCUCUGAAGAGUCGCCUGACGAAGGUUUCCACGACCACCGGGGACGGCGUGGCGCGGGCGUUCCUCCGCAGCCAGGGGGCGCUGUUCGGCAGCUACAGGAACGCCCUGCAGAUGGAGCCGGGAGAGCCAAUCACGUUCAACGAGGAAACCUUCGUGAGCCAUCGGUCCAGCGCCAUGAGACACUUCCUCCAGAACGCCAUCCAGCUGCAGCUCUUCAAACAGUUCAUUGACGACCGGUUGGACCUGUUGAACGCGGGAGAAGGAUUCAGUGACAUCUUCGAGGAGGAGAUCGGCAUGGGCGAGUACGCAGGCAGCGACAGGACGUACCACCAGUGGCUGUUCACGGUGAAGAAAGGGGGCGGGGCUAUCUUCAACACGGUGAAGACCAGAGCCAACCCGGCCAUGAAGACCGCCUACAAGCUUGCCAAGGACCACGCCAAGAUGCGCAUCAAGGAGGUGAAGAGCCGGCUGAAGCAGAAGGAGCAGGUAGAAAACGGCUUCUCCUCAUCGGGGUCCGUCGCCAUGGACGACGACGACAACAACGCCGGCUUCACCUCCUCCACCGUCAGGGGGGAGGGGCCUCUGGACGACCGGCCAAUCACGGUGCAUUUUGGACAGGUUUGGCCUCCAGUUCUGCUGAAGAGGCCGAGCAGCAACGUGAGUCUGGAGAGCAGCAUCGACCACUCUCUGCGUCCCACGCGCCACUACACCGUCUUUCUGUCCGAGGACUCGUCCGGAGACGAGCUCCAGUACGCCGACGCCGCCGCCGUCUCCGGGUUCCCCGACAGCUUUCUCUUCUCCGUUCCUUUUGAGUGGUCUCCUCUGUACGCAGCUCUCUGAUUGGCUCUGCACUGCCCAAUAAUCACGAAGCUUUCCUUCGCUCUUUGCUUUCUCAUCUCAUGGCUGAGCUGCAUUUGUGUUUGUGGUAGAAGUCAUGAGGCAAAACCAACCUGCCUCCAGCCUUUAUAUUCUCUAACAGUUCAUCUACAUGCAAAUGACUGGCAGCACAGCGUCAACCACCAUAGCUAUAUAUAUAUAUUUA